UGGAUGGCUUUGCAAAAAGGUGGAAAGACAAAAGGUACGGAAGAAUUAGAGCAAGGAACAUUCUUUGGCUUUUCAGCUAGUUUUUUGUUUGUUAUUAAAGGGGCCGAACGACUCUUUUCGAACAUUCUCGACCUCAUGGAGAGCAUAGAUCUUUCUGAUAAUAAUUUAUUUGGGGAGAUUCCUGACGAGAUUGGAGAUUUGUGGGCACUGCAAAACUUAAAUUUGUCGCGAAAUCAUUUAUCAGGAAAUAUCCCAGAGAAUAUCGGCAAAAUGAAGUCUUUGGAAUCUCUUGACCUUCGAAUGAACAAUCUUUCCGGCACUAUUCCACAAAGUCUCUCCGCAUUGACUUAUUUGAAUCACUUAAAUUUAUCAUACAAUAAUCUAUCAGGACCAAUUCCGACAGGAAAUCAACUGCAAACCCUUCCUGACCCGUCCAUUUACAUUGGCAAUCCAUAUCUUUGUGGACCACCGACUACUAAAAAUUGCUCUACAAAUGAAUCAGUUCACGAUUUAAGCGAAGGGACUGCAGAUAGAUUCGACAAGUUUGAAAGAUUAUGGCUCUCUGUCAGUGUGAUUUUGGGAUUUAUCACGGGAUUUUGGGCGAUUUGUGGUGCUUUGUUAAUCAGCAAAUCUUUCAGGUAUGGUUAUUUCAAUUUGAUUGAUACCAUGUAUGAUAGGCUUUAUGUUGCAGUCGCAUUAACUCACGCUAGGUUGAUGAGGAGGUGGGGAAAUUGA
Messenger RNA from Ananas comosus (pineapple), 735 nucleotides. RefSeq names its product phytosulfokine receptor 1-like. Gene Ontology annotation, molecular function: protein binding. The record is from RefSeq and is a predicted model, not a curated record. The transcript has a single exon. Lineage: Eukaryota; Viridiplantae; Streptophyta; Magnoliopsida; Poales; Bromeliaceae. Bases 4 to 735 code for a protein of 243 amino acids.